UUGCACCACCACCACUACCACCACCACCGCGGCCCCCAACCAGAGCCUGCGGGACGAGGGGACAGGAGCCGGUGGAGAGGGCAGGAGGGCGGGCUGAGCUGGGUCUAGGAUCCGAUCGGGCACACCGACACCUUUUUUCUAAGCGGAUCGGGAUGUACAGGCAGACCGGGGUGGCUGCAGGUUUCUCACAAUCCGCACAGAGGCAGGCUGCCGUAAUGAUGGUGGUGAUGCACCGAGACCGGAGCCCUAGAUUCCCGCAGCGCCCGUUUGCUGAGCCCGAAACCCUGCACCCAUAACCCAGCACACCCCCGAGGUGCUGCGACUGUAGGCGGAUCCGCUUUUGUUUCCACCCAGACCUCAGAAACACAGAGCUGGACACUGAUUCCGAGAGCAAUGCUUGAGCCAAACAACCGGGUAAUACCUUGCAGCUCCAUUCAUACUCCACCCUGUCUCCGGGAUGAGACGGGAUGCGGUCCGCUGCUGCGUUAGCAGGGGAUCGACAGACCUGCUGUGAACCGAGACUGCGUUUUACUGCACCACCGCGGGCUCCUGUGCGGAUGCCUCGGUUGUUUUGAACCGUGCACAGACAAGACGCAAGGGGAAAGAUGUUGGUGCGAUGCUACCGGGGCAAGCUGUCGGUGUGGGCCGCCCUGUGCGUGCUGGUCCUCUGCUGGUUCUACAUUUUCCCCGUCUACAGACUGCCCAGCGACAAAGAAAUAGUGGACGAGGUGCUGAGACAGGGUCAAGUAUGGCAGAAGAACCAGACGGGUAUUGAUUUAUACAGGAAGCUGCUGACAGAAUGCUGCGAUCCACAGAGGAUGUUUGCAGUGACCAAGGAGAAUUCCCCAAUGGGCAAGGUCCUGUGGUACGAUGGAGAGUUCUUCCACUCGCACACCGUCAACAAUGAGACCUACGCACUCUUUGUACAGGACAACCCCCUGCAGCUCCCCCUGAAGAAGUGUGCAGUGGUGGGCAACGGCGGCGUCCUCAGGCACAGUGGCUGUGGACGUGACAUUGACCAGGCUGACUUCAUCAUGCGGUGCAACCUCCCACCGCUUUCAAAGGAGUAUGUGAAGGAUGUGGGAACCAGGACACAUCUGGUCACGGCCAACCCCAGCAUCAUAGAGAAAAGGUUCCAGAACCUUCUGUGGUCGAGGAAAGCCUUUGUGGACAGCAUGAAGGUUUACGGCUCCAGCUACAUCUACAUGCCAGCGUUCUCCAUGAAGCCUGGCACUGACCCCUCACUGCGGGCAUAUUAUGCCCUGGCAGACUCCUCCUCCAACCUCACCAUGCUCUUCGCCAACCCCGAAUUCCUGCGCACGGUGGGAAAAUUCUGGAAGGCCCGCGGAGUGCACGGCAGACGCCUCUCCACGGGGCUCUUCCUGGUCAGCCUGGCGCUGGGGCUGUGCGAGGAAGUGACGGCCUACGGCUUCUGGCCGUUUUCCGUCGGCCUGGACGAGCAGCCGGUCAGCCAUCACUACUACGACAACAUCCUGCCCUAUACUUGGUUCCACGCCAUGCCCGAGGAGUUUGUGCAGCUUUGGCAUCUGCACAAGAGCGGCACGCUCCGCAUGAGAGUGGGACGCUGCCCCCCUCAGGAUGGGGGGAGUUAGAGCAGGGCAAGGAACAGUGGCCAGUAGAAGGAUGGUAAGCUACGGAGGAAGAUGAAAAGGCUGAAGGCAUGGAAGGCAUGCUGCAGGGAAGUUGGUGUCGUGACACACAUGCAUGCACACAUACAUGAGAAUAUUCCCCCGACCAAAAACCAGCACUGCAUCUGUGUCUAUACACAUCCCUGCACUCCUGCUGCUCCCUAAUUAUCAUGAGAAUGUCCCGCACCCAGACCAGCAGCAUCAGGGAAGACACACAAUAUGCAGUAGACACACACACACACACACACACACAUUGUAAAAUAUUCAUUCAUUGCCAGACUUGCCAUAUCUCUGCCCCCACCCGAUUGCUGAGAGAUUGUGUGGGCGCAUGGAAGUGUGUGUUGUUAUGGACAGCCUCGGCUCGGGCUAAUAACAGUGAAAGAGUCUGGGGCUGGCAGGGUGGGGGAUGGUUUUGUGGCCUGACUACUGUAUCUGACUGACAUAUGGGGCAGCUGGACCAAAGCCCCCUAAGGGUCUUUGUUAAGCAGACACAGAAGGAGCGGAGGACCAGGGGGAAUACUAAAAUGCACUGAAAGACUAGCAAAAUGCAAGGAACAAGGGAGCGAGAAUUGUGCCCUGGUACUUAGGCUGAAUAGGACUGAAAUUAAAUUUUAAAAAAAGAGGAAUGGGAGGUGGGGGAAAAAAAGAGACAGCUGGCUUGUGUGUGUCUGAAAGGAUUUUUUUUUCUCUGCUUUUCUUCAACCAAGCUCCGUGAUUGGCAUUCUCUGGUGCCAAAUAGAGCUCUGGUUCAAAGCAGGAGCCAUUAAGGUCUUAAGGUCUGUAUCCUCCAGAAUGUUCCAGUGUACAGCCCAGUUGCAACCUAGCCCUUGACUGAAAAGGGAAUAUGAGAGCACCCCGGUGUUCAGAUAUACAUAUUGUUUUCGUUUGCCAAAUGUGAUUUUUCAGGAUUCAUUUUGAUUCUUUUUUUUUUUUUUAGGUUGAGCAAUCACCAGUGGCCAUAUGAAGAGAAGGGAGAAACAUUAUUGACAUACUGUGUGUAAUAUAAAAAAUAUUAACGAUAGAGUCAUCGCACCUAAGUACCUCACCUGUAAAUUUACAUCAUACACUGACAUCCUCCACCACUCCGUGAUUCACUACUUGGUACAAUUCAGUCACACACAACCCGUUCAGUAAAGACCCAGACGACACCAUAUCCCACCGGUUUAAGGGGAGAGUGAAAGUCAUCUGUUGGUAAUUGUACUAGUCUUGCCAAGUGCCAAGCCAAGGGAACAGUGGCCUCUUUGAUACAAUCUUGUACUGCCCUUGCGCUCUAAAAUGGUGAGACAUUGAUAUAAUGAGGGACUGAAAAGAACAGACUGAAGACAAAAUGCCACAAAGUGGUUUUUUAAUGGGUAAAGAGUGAAAUUCAUUUUUCUUCAGGUGCUGGAAACCUACUCAUUUGUACCAUUACCAUCACUGUCAUUUUGCAUCUGAAUACAGGGACAACUGAGCCUCUGUCCCGUGUUCCUUUUUAUAAAUGUUUUGUUUUGUUUUGGGUUGUUUUUUUUUGUUUUUUUUCGCAGUUUCGAUGUCAGUGUACACAAGGGAAAAAAAAUAACAUGUUGAAGUUGUAGGUGCUGUUCUUCUGUAUUUGCAAAACAGUUUGCAAGUGUUUGUGUGCUGUUUUUGUACUUGCAUUCCUCGCUGAUUGAAGACAGUGUACUUAAGCAGAACUGUUAUGUUUUUGUUUUUUUUUUGUUACAAUUAUUUAAGAGUGAUAAAUAUGACUGUGCCAUAUUGUCAGUGCUGCAACCAAGGCUGAGUCUGCAUGGAGAAAUGCAUGGAGCGUACCACAGUCCGUCAAAAAAUACUUCUUGGACCAACGGUACAGAAGCUGUUGAUAAGGUUGUAAUUUUUUUCUUUAUCCACUCCUUGUCUUGUUUCCAAAAAGAAAAAAAAGGUUUAGUGCCUUCAAGAUGUACCAAGGCAAAAAGUGGCAUUGCAAACUAUGGCUAUUUCUAAUGCUCACUAUACAACAUAUCCUCAUCUGUAUCUCACAAACCCUAACCUCAGCUAACCCUCGCUCUGUGGAAUAACCUCUCGUAAUAACGUGCCAGUCAGAUAAUUUGUGUCAUAGCAGUGAUCGGUAACUUCAUGUCAAAUGGACUGACUUAGCAAUCACAAGUAUAAUCCCUCCAGUGAGCUAGAUAUUGUUGGACCAAGUCACUUAAACUAAACAAUGUCUCUCACAGUAGUUUCCGGUCCAAAUGCACAGGUGGCGUUUCCUGGACAACGGAGCUUAAUGAUUUCUGAGACCAAUGAGAUUUACUUAGCGAUGUUUCCUUUUUUAUUUUUUUUGCACCUUUUUUUUCUCUCCUGAUGCCCAGUAUUGUGAAUGACUGAGAUGAUGUGAUGUAGUGAGCACUGAAGAGCUGGUUUUCAAUGUGUGUGCGCUGCUAGUUUCAAACGCGGCAGAUUUUUUAAAAAUCGAUUUCCUGUAUAUUUGCUCUGAUCUGUGCCCGCAUUCCAUUUUUAACUGAGCCGUGUCUGCAAGAACAACUGCAAAGCGCAGGUUUCCUAUUAAAAGGAAGAUGGAUCUGUGAUGUAAAAAAAUGGUCAAACUACUGGUCCGUUACUAUAAUGACCAAUUACUUCUGCGUGUCCAGUCAUAUAUUAAUGGUGCACUAGUGUCCCUCACAGGCUGUUUAUCUUCUCAAUUCAAUUCAGCUGGUCCAAAUAAAGUGCAGUGAUUGUUUAUUAAAGCCCUCUGCAAACAGUAGGCCAUAUUGGACACUCUGCUCCUCCUGCUGUGACACACAGCUGACAGGGAGCAAAGGCAGAAAGUGGGAUCUUGCUUCGUCCACGCAUCUUGUGCUGUGUGUGAUUAUUUAAAGCACUGACUCAGCCAUCGUAAAUGACAUCAUACAUGUCUUUACGGCUUUGAAACUACGGUUAAAGACGAGGUGAGAGCAAGGUCAUCACCAUUACAACACAGUGCAUCAUGAGUGAUGCUUCUGUUUUUUUUAAUCAAGGGUUAAUAUGUCAAAUGUACAAACACGCCAGUAUCUAUUCAAUGGAUCUUCAGUUUCAUGUUCUUGUUUGUUUGUUUUUUUUUCCAUCUUUUGUCAGAUAUUGUUGAUCAUUGUGAUUUCUGAUGAGCUGCCAGUGCCACGAUUAGCUCUCUGAAACAAAAGGAAAGUGGGACAGGGCAGGACAGAAUUAUCCCAGGGAGUUUGGAGAAUGACACACAUUGGCAGAGUUGUCUCCUUGUUCAUUGUUGUCACAGUCGCAAAAAUCGAUUUAAUCAUGCUGAUAAGUCGGCAUGGCCUUGACCAGUACAGGAAUUUUCAGUCGACCGAACAGCGUUUAUCAGUCUAGGUGUGCCAGCAGGAAGACCAAUUGGUCAGUGCCUGGUAAUGGACUAACGUAAAACCUGCCACUGUGUCAUCUGUGUCAUCUCGAUUUUGUAACCUUGCUCCACCUCAUGAUGCUAAAAUCCUCUAUUGUUUUCUCCUCCUUGUAGCGAGCCAGCAAGUUGUUGAUGUCUUAGUGCAGGAAUAACACAGCUGGCCUCGCUCCUAAUUCUUAUGAAGUAGAAAUGUAACAUUUAAAAUGCAGCCAAGGUUUAAUAAUAGCAUGGCGCAGGGGGAUGGUAACAUCACACGCUGUGCAUUGUUAAAUGUAAGACCUGGGUCCAACAGUAUCUGCAUGCCCUUCAUAGCAUUUGUUUUAACUUGAUGUACCAAUUGGCCGGGCAGAAUAAGACAAAAUAGCCAAGAAACAUUACACAAUCACAAUCAAGUAUUUAUUUAUUAUACUUUUGUGUUAAUGAUAACUGACAUAACCUCAAUUAUCUUGAUGAAGUAAACCGCAUCCAUCCAAUGCUCCAAGCUGUUAAAACAACUAACUAUUUGCAAAUACUGUUCGACCCAAACAUGAUCCAUUUCAGUCCAGAGGGCCUCACUUUCUUACAUCUAUUUAACUGUGAAUUAGGACGUGUUUGAUGUUAUGCCAUGCUUGGUUAUUUUGAGCAAUAGAUAUAAAUGUGUUUUAUUUGCCUUGACUUUGUUUAAGAAAAAAAAAACCAUGAAAAAAAAAAAACAGGUUUUUGAAAGUGUUGUGUGCCACCCCCUUUGUGACACCUUUUUCUGUUAGUUCAAGUCGUCUGGCCAGAGCCACCCUGCCUGAGCAUGUUUGAGAAAUAUAAUAAUAAUACCGGAUGUCAAAAACAGUUCAAAGAGUGACUGAACACUUUUUUUGUGCCACCUGGCUAAAAAUGAAGGUGAAAUGAUAGAAAUAAUAAUAAUAAAAAUCAAAACAACCCCAUCGAUAUACAAGACAAACACUGGUAUCCAAUAAAGGAAAGAAAAUACUAAA
Myripristis murdjan (pinecone soldierfish) is the source of this 5966-nucleotide messenger RNA. RefSeq names its product ST8 alpha-N-acetyl-neuraminide alpha-2,8-sialyltransferase 1 (gene st8sia1). The record is from RefSeq and is a predicted model, not a curated record. The transcript has 5 exons. Gene Ontology annotation, molecular function: alpha-N-acetylneuraminate alpha-2,8-sialyltransferase activity. NCBI's taxonomy places the organism in Eukaryota, Metazoa, Chordata, Actinopteri, Holocentriformes, Holocentridae. Gene Ontology annotation, biological process: N-glycan processing; oligosaccharide metabolic process. Bases 606 to 1613 code for a protein of 335 amino acids.